Messenger RNA from Parascedosporium putredinis, 327 nucleotides. The record is from the annotation of a GenBank genome assembly. NCBI's taxonomy places the organism in Eukaryota, Fungi, Ascomycota, Sordariomycetes, Microascales, Microascaceae.
AUGAAGCUCUUUACUUUUGUCUCCGCCGUCAUCCUCCCCAUGCUCGCCAUGGCCCAGACCGACGACGCUGCCGAAGCCACCACCACCACCACUGCCACCUCUACCACCACUCUCACCAAGACCAUCACCCUCAGCAGGUACACCGAGACCGUCUUCUCCAACGGCACCGCUAGCAUCACUCCCACUGGAACUGGAACCAACGUUCGCCCUCCUGCCGUCACCUCCACCAGCCCUACCGACCCUUCCGCUGGCGGUGCCGGCGCCCUUGAUGUCGCCAACAUCGCCUUCGCCGGCGUUGCUGGUAUGAUUGUCGUUGCCCUCAUGUAA